AUGACUGGAAUGGCGACAAAUACCGAACAGGCUAGCUUGGAAUUUGCGGAUCAAACGCUGCUGGGAACUGACGGCGGCGCAGAACAGGGACCUAUCAUCCGGGUCGAUUCUGUGUGGAAGAUAUUCGGCCGAAAUCCGGAAAGAGUGCUGGGAUCAGAGCAUUCCAGCAAGAGCAAGCCUGAGCUGCAGUCGGAACUGGGAGUAGUUAUAGGCCUGAGCGACGUAUCGUUCGAAGUGCAGAAGGGAGAGACUUUCGUCAUCAUGGGAUUGUCGGGCAGCGGCAAGUCGACCAUGGUGCGCUGCCUCAUCCGACUGAUCGAGCCAACCUCGGGCAGCAUCUUCAUCGACGGGCAUGACGUAACCGCGAUGGACGAUAAGCGGCUGAUGGAGUUCCGCCGCGACAAGAUAGCCAUGGUGUUUCAGCACUACGGGCUCAUGCCCCAUCGCAACGUUCUGGAAAACGCGUCUUGGGGACUGGAGGUGCUCGAAAUGGUGGGGCUGGGCGGAUGGGAGAUGUCCUACCCCCGCCAACUCUCGGGCGGAAUGCAGCAGCGCGUCGGCUUGGCCCGUGCCUUGGUGGUGAACACCGAUAUCCUGCUGAUGGAUGAGCCGUUCAGCGGCCUCGACCCUCUCAUCCGCCGUCAGAUGCAGGACGAACUCCUAAGGCUUCAGGAAGAACUACAGAAGACCAUAGUGUUCAUCACCCACGACUUGAACGAGGCUCUCAAACUCGGGAGUCGCAUCGCCAUCAUGCAGGAUGGCCGAGUGGUGCAGAUCGGCUCCCCGGAGGACAUCGUGCUCCGCCCCGAGGACCAGUACGUCGGUGAUUUCACGCAAGAUGUCCGGCUGGAGAGCGUGCUCACCGCCAGCCGAGUGAUGGUGACUCCAAAGGCCACGGUCCUGGGGCAUCAGGGGCCGCGGGCAGCACUGCACACCAUCGCAGACAGUGACGGCGACGCCGCGUGGAUCGUGGAUCGCCGUCAGAGAUACAUUGGCAUUCUCACUAUCGCCAAGGCCAACCAGGCGCUGAGGGCGGGUAUCAACCGGCUGGACCUGGGGUUGGGAUAUGUUGACCAGGGUUAUGAGACAGUUAGCCCGGAUACUACCUUCGACGUGCUGAUUCCGCUGGCCAUGGCCAGCGAUUACCCCGUACCGGUUACCGACCGAGACAACAAGCUCGUUGGUGAGAUUCACCGUAGUGCUCUGGCUGAGGCUCUGGCCGAGACUUCAACCGCCGACCAGGAUUUCGAGGCAAACGUCGCCGCCAACGCGGCCCUCGCAGCCGAGACCGAGGCGGAACUGGAAUACGACAGUGGCUAA
This is a messenger RNA of Geodia barretti, 1320 nucleotides long. The record is from the annotation of a GenBank genome assembly. Lineage: Eukaryota; Metazoa; Porifera; Demospongiae; Tetractinellida; Geodiidae.